Arctia plantaginis is the source of this 621-nucleotide messenger RNA. The record is from the annotation of a GenBank genome assembly. Lineage: Eukaryota; Metazoa; Arthropoda; Insecta; Lepidoptera; Erebidae.
AUGAAACGAGGUGCUCUUAUAGUAAUCGAAGGAGUGGACAGGACAGGAAAAUCGACUCAAGCUAAAGUUUUAGUUGAAAACUUGAAGAAUAAAAAUAUUCCUGCCGAGUACAGAAAUUUUCCGGCCAGAGACACAGAGGUUGGGAAAGUAAUCAACAGCUAUUUACAAUCAAAGAGUGAGCUGCCAGAUGAAGUCAUCCACUUGCUAUUCUCAGCGAAUCGAUGGGAAAGAGCCAAAACGUUAGUAAAAACAUUAGAAGCUGGCAUUACAGUAAUCGUAGACAGAUAUUGUUAUUCUGGUGUAGCCUUCUCAGCUGCAAAAGGUCUGGACAUCAAGUGGUGCAAGGCAUGUGAUGCUGGCCUGCCUAAACCAGACAAGGUGUUCUUUCUCACCAUGCCAUUAGAAAUGAUUAUGCAAAGAGCUGGAUUCGGCAAUGAAAGAUAUGAGGUGUUAAACUUCCAGGAGAAAGUAUCUAAGUUAUAUAUGGAAUUGAAAGAAGACAACUGGGAUGUUUUGGACGCCAACAGAUCAAUAGAAAGUAUUGAAGAGGAUCUGCUGCAAAGAUCUUUGAACGUAAUCAAUCAGUUGGAAGAUAAGGACAUAGGCAAGGUUUGGGUGUAA